CACGCCAAUUUCGACAGCACCGUCGCAUUCCAAACUUGGACCUGCUGUGUCAUCGGCAUCACCACUCUCGCAACAUUCGACAAUAACAACGUCGACAGUGCCACUCUGCUUCCGGCGCCUCUCACAGCCUCCCCGACAACCACUUCGGCAUACAGCCACCAGACGCUGUCUAAUAACUUUGACCAUACUCCGUCUCACUCCCAGAGUCUCGGCCGCGAUAAUGUGCCUGCCCAGCCAGGUGCAACGCUCCAGGCUUCGCAGACGUCUCCACCAGCAGCGGUCGCUGGCGCAUCGAAGGCAGCGCAGGUAGCUACACCCACUUCGCAGUCCAACCAUCGGGGGAAUAAUCUGUAUGCCUGCCGAGAUUGCGGCAGGUCGUACUCCAGGCCCGAGCAUCUGGUCCGCCAUGUGCAGACGCACACCCUAGGUCGUCGAUUUGUCUGCGACAUUUGCCAAAAGUCGUUUGCGCGCAAGGACCUGCUGCGGCGACAUGUUGCGAACCAUGACAACGACUCUCCCAAAAAGCGCCGGCGCACGACCACAUCGCCAGGCGCAGGGCGAGUGUCGCAUGCGUGUCGGUCCUGCGCUGUUGCAAGAGUGAAGUGUGACGACACCAAGCCGUGCAAGCGCUGUGUUAGUAGAAACCUCAAUUGCGUCUCCACCGAGACUCCUUCGACGGCAGCCAUGCACCUCAUGCACUUAUCAGCCAAUGCGCAUUCUGGUGCCCCCAACCCAAAUAACAGUGGAAAUCUGAAUAAUGAUGGUGAUAAGUCGGUCGCGGCCACCCACUCUUCCCAUUCGGCGACGUCGACCAGGGAUUCUAAUUCCCCGGCGCCCUUUACCACCAGUUCCCACCAACCCCGCUCCGUCACUCUGCCUGCGCCUCACUCGAUUGUGCUUGAUGCAGCCCAAGACCGGAGCAAUGUGAAUCUACCUCAUUCACUGGCAAAACUGCCCUUCCAAGAGCCAAGGAGCUCCGAGUUCUUGCUGCCGCCAAUUGAGCUUGAGCCCUCCGCCAGUGCAAUGGACCCCAAUCGCCUCCCAUAUGCCGAUUUCCUGCGCGAUAUUCUUCUCGAUGGCUCAGCAGACUCUGGCCGUGGAUCCCACAUUCAGGGCCUAACCGUGCUUGAUUUUUGUGAUCAUGAGAAUUUAGAGCUCACCGUCGAGGACUUGGCAAACUUGGAAGAUGCCCUAUACAGUCGCCAAGCUCUUGCGAGAGCAUGGGGGAACCCACCGAGGACUUGGGAAGCGAGUAGCCAGGAUACCGCAUAUGGUCGCGAAGAGUCGUUCGAGCGAACUGUUCCGGAAACUCUCGUACAAUCUGGUCGGGACCGGGUUCUUGCGAUCCUACUCAAUGCGAGCCGCCAAAACCCAAGCCUGAAUCGGAUCGUUGGAUCCUUUCCUUCUCUUGAGGUCAUGGACUUCCUGGUUCAACAGUUCUUGGCCUCGAUGGCACGCCAGCCAUACGAUUGGAUCCAUUUCCCUACUCUGAGGCCCGCGUCUCAAUUGCCUGAGUGGAUAGCUAUUGCUGCAGCAGCAGGGGCCGUAUCCUCGCCCAUACUAUGCCUCCGGAAAUUCGGCUUUGUUCUCCAAGAAGCAGUUCGAACCUCCAUUACGACUCAGGUGAGCCUACUCCCCACUGCUGAAUCAAAACAGCAUCCCACAGCGUUUGUCCUCGUGAAGUGUGCUAAUAAAAACAAAAAGCUGGAAGAGAAUAACCUGGCAAUCCAGGAUAUGGCCCUUCUUCAGUCAUUGAUCAUGGUGCAGGACGUCGGUCUCUGGAGCGGGAACAGACGCAAGAUGGACAUUGCAGAGUGCUAUCUGGCGACCCCUGUUCAGAUGAUGCGGCACCGGCGAAAAUUCCAGGGCUCUCAUUACCCCUCAAUGUUGGCCGACGCCGCAGACGAAGGUGCUGUUCUAGAAGAUAAAUGGCGAAGAUGGGUCGACAGAGAGAAAUGGAAACGAUUGGUGUUUCAUUGCUUCGUUAGGGAUGCACAGUGUUCCAUGGCGACGCUCACAAACCCGACAAUAUCCUAUGCUGAACUCACAUUGCCUCUACCCGAAUCUGGAGAACUCUGGGCUGCGACUACAGCGCUGGAGUGGAAGGCGGCCUGCCUUCAAACCCAUACCGAUCGGAAUGUCAAGGCACCAACCGUUGGUGACGUUAUCCAAGACUGCCAGCUCCUGCGUUCGGCAUAUCGACAACUGGACGUGCCCUUUUCACUGUCGAUAUUCAUGCAUGCCUUCUGGGCGCUUAUCCUUGAACAUCGUCAGUUGAGCGCCAUCCAUCGAUCCAGGUCCAACUUGGGCGGGAGCUCAAUGAGCGGAAACCAAAACCUGCUGCUGAGCUCUAGACACCAAGAACUGGUGAAAGAUCUACAGACUUUCCAAAUGGUAUCUGCGGAGUGGCUCGAGAUGACCUGCCAAGACCACAUGGUGCUCAAUCUGUUGUUGAUGAACCUCCAUGCUUCUCUAGAUGACAUUCAGCUGUUCACAGGGAAGGAUGGCGAGGAGGAGGCGCGACGCAUCUACCCAGUUCUUCAGCAAUGGAGCACAACCUCGGAGGCCCGGUCUAGCAUUUGGUAUGCAGGUCAAGUCAUUCGGUAUGCGAGGUUGUUUGCUCCAGGACAGCUCAAAGACUUUUAUGCCGUGGCGGUCCAACACGCGGCAGUCGUACUGUGGGCAUAUGGGGUGAUGACGAGAGCGGGUCGAAGACAGCGAUCACUUUCACCCCAUCAUUCCCAGGAGCUGCUCUGCCUAGAUGAGGGGGACAGCGCGGCCAUUCAAAAUUUCAUUGGUAUUGGUAGUGGACGGCCGGUGAUUCGCAACCUCAAGGGGAGUGCUGUCGUGUCAGAGUCGCUCGUCGACGAGCCGUGGGGAUGCAUGGGCAUCGUUCAAGAGGUGUUGCGGUCCAACUUCCAGUAUAAUGAUGCGAUACCCACAGUGGUGGAGAAUCUCUGUCAGCUGUUGAAGCAGGUGGGAGAUGCAUCCUGGGCAGGAGGACAGUCUAUCUAA
Molecule: messenger RNA, 3015 nt
Organism: Clonostachys solani
Lineage: Eukaryota; Fungi; Ascomycota; Sordariomycetes; Hypocreales; Bionectriaceae
Source: the annotation of a GenBank genome assembly